AUAUAGGCCUUCUCGUCUCGUCAUCCACCCGCUCGCCCAUUCCCCUAUCCACGAGCAAGGCACAGCAGCAGGGGAGUCGGAGUGACAGCCGCCCGCAGGAUGCCGACACUAAACCUGAGCACCAACGUGCCGGUGGACGCGGUGGUCGCCGCCGACAUCCUCAGGGACUGCUCCAAGGCCGUCGCCAGGAUCAUCGGCAAGCCCGAAUCCUAUGUCAUGGUGUCGGUCAACGGGUCGGUGCCCAUGUCGUUCGCGGCCAGCGAAGAGCCGGCGGCGUACGGCGAGCUCGUGUCCAUCGGCGGCAUCGGCCCCGGCGUCAACGGCAAGCUGAGCGCCGCCGUCGCCGAGGUACUCGAGGCCAAGCUCUCCGUCAGCAGGUCCAGAUUCUACAUCAAGUUCGAUGACGUGCGGGGACACAACUUCGGCUUCAACGGAUCCACAUUCUAAGUCGACUCCAGCAGAAACCGAAGAUGAUGGUCGCUGCGUCCAAACAUCCAGCUCAAUACAUACCAACACCACUACAUCAAUAAACGCUGAUCAUGUGUCAUCCAUCACCCGCACGUCCAUGGAAAAUCCCGCUCGAGCACGAGACGCACCACCACUAGUUUAUGGGCUUUGUACUUUCACCUGAAAGCAUGCAGUGCAUGAUGGCAUGUAUCUGAUUCCAAAUUUUAUUGAACUUCAUUUUUUCAGUAAUGCAAUUCUACAGCCCUAAA
Zea mays is the source of this 716-nucleotide messenger RNA. Its product is annotated as macrophage migration inhibitory factor. Gene Ontology annotation, molecular function: phenylpyruvate tautomerase activity. The record is from RefSeq and is marked validated. Lineage: Eukaryota; Viridiplantae; Streptophyta; Magnoliopsida; Poales; Poaceae.